Vigna umbellata (rice bean) is the source of this 923-nucleotide messenger RNA. Lineage: Eukaryota; Viridiplantae; Streptophyta; Magnoliopsida; Fabales; Fabaceae. The record is from RefSeq and is a predicted model, not a curated record.
AAUUUCUAAUAUGUUUAUUGCUUCUCUAGGGAAAUGUUGAGAGGCAAGUGCUAGUCAAGGAUUAUGAAGUUGGGAAAGUGGUUGCCUUUGAGCGAAGGAUCCAAAAUUUGAAGGAGGUCUACACAGCAAAUGGAUGUAGAAUGUUUUCUCGAGGUCCAGUGCAGACUGUUCUUCAUCCAAAUAAGAGGCAAAGAACUGGUCGUCUUUGUGGUUCUUUUGAAGAUGAGAUUGAGAAACUUCAUGCUGAAGCAUCUGAUGAACAAAGGAUUGCCAAUGACCUUAAAAAAAAUAAAAGAGAGGCAGAAGUCAAGCUUGAGGAACUUGACAAAUAUAUGAGUUCUAUUAAGAGACAAUGUGUAAAUGCAAGUAAAAGUUUUACUUCUAAGAAGCUAGCUUUGGAGGAAGAAAUGCAUCUGCACUCUGCUGAAAAUAAUGCAACGCCUUUGUCCUCUGUUGAUGAGCUUGUUGAAGAAAUUUCAGUUUGUUCUCUAUCAUCUAUUUCAUUCUUCAACUAAACAUUUUUACUUGUUCUGAGCAUUAGUGUUAAUAAAUUUUGUGAAGGCACAAACAUGCAGUGAAAACUACUGUCUUUUUCCCUUUUCAUACUUUUUUUUGGUUGGGUGGGGGAUGAGGGAGGCAACUUUAAGGAGGUCGUGUCCUUUGCCCUACACCUCUGCUACCAGUAGGUGACAACUAGAACAGAGGGCCAGAGAGAGUUGAAACCCCAAGGCAACCUGAUGUCAAGUCAUUUGCUAAUAUAAGCUAAGAAUCAAGUUUUAUAUUGGAAAACGACUUAUAAUUGAAUCCAUCAAAUGUUGAAAAGAUGAAUAGUGUUGUAAAUUUUAUCAAAGACUCGUAAGGCUGACUGAUUCAAGUUAAUUAGAGACACAAUAGGGUGCAGUCUAUUGCUAAUCUGAAUUAAG